Molecule: messenger RNA, 4470 nt
Organism: Globicephala melas (long-finned pilot whale)
Lineage: Eukaryota; Metazoa; Chordata; Mammalia; Artiodactyla; Delphinidae
Gene: PSTK
Product: phosphoseryl-tRNA kinase
Molecular function (GO): kinase activity; tRNA binding
Source: RefSeq, a predicted model, not a curated record
CUUACCAGACUAGAGGACUCGCCUCACAGAAAGCUUAGUACCAGGGGUUCCGGCGACCAAGGGGACGACCUCGGAUACAACCGCCACCACGCAUGGUGUUUGGAGCCGAAGGCUCGCCCAUUCCUCCAUUGCGCCAACAGGCGGCGCAAGAGGGCGGUGGGAGUGUGCAUGCGCAGUUGGCGGACAUUUCCGCAGACAACGCUCACAGCCACCUCGGGUCUCUCGCGACAGCAUGAAGGCAGGCGAGGACGCCAGAGGAGCGCGCAGCGAGAAGCCGAAGAAGUUAGGUCUCUGCGUCCUCUGCGGACUGCCCGCAGCAGGAAAGUCGACCUUCGCGCGUGCCCUCAGCCACCGUCUACGGCAGGAGAGUAGCUGGGCCGUGGGCGUCGUCGCCUAUGAUGACGUCAUGCCAGACGCGUUCCUAGAGGAGGCGAGCGCUCGCCCAUUGCCAUCCCAGUGGAAAUCGCUUCGCCAGGAACUGUUGAAGUACCUUGAAUACUUCUUUCUGGCUGUCAUUAACGGGUGUCAGAUGUCUGCCCCACCCAGCAGGACUGAAGCCAUGUGGGAGGAUUUUCUAACCUGCUUGAAGGAUCAAGAUCUGAUAUCUUCUUCAGCACUUGAGGCCCAGUCUCACUAUCUCUUAACGAAGACUGCUGUUUCUAGACCUCUGCUUUUGAUUUUAGAUGACAACUUUUAUUAUCAAAGUAUGAGAUAUGAAGUCUAUCAGCUGGCUCGGAAAUAUUCAUUAGGCUUCUGCCAGCUCUUUUUAGAAUGUUCUCUCGAGACCUGUCUACAGAGGAAUGGCCAGAGACCACUUCCAGUGCCUGCCGAGACCAUCCACCUGAUGGGAAGCAAGAUAGAAAAGCCCAACCCUGAGAAAAAUGCUUGGGAACACAACAGCCUCACAAUUCAGAGCCCAGCGUGUACUUCAGAGGCCAGACUGAAAUUGACUGAUUUACUGCUUACUGCUUUGGAAAAUCCAAUAAAAUACGUGGAGGAGAAUGUGGAACAAAAGGAAACAGACAGAAUUAUUUGUUCAACUAACAUUCUUCAUCAAGCUGAUCAGACCCUCCGAAGAAUUGUCUCUCAGACAAUGAAGGAAGCGAAAGGUGAACAGUUGUUUCCGUACAACUUGAAACUUCUAGCCGAAGAACUUAACAAGCUCAAAGCAGAGUUUUUGGAAGACCUAAGACAAGGAAACAAAAAAUACCUGUGCUUUCAACAAACCAUGGACUUAUCAGAUGUUAUUUCUUUUUUUCAUUAUGAGAAAGAUAACAUUGUACGGAAGUAUUUUUCAAAGCAGCAUUAAAACUUGAUUUCCAAUCAAAGCCAUUUUGGUUACGAUUUUGCAAACUAAUUUAAACAAUUCUGUAUUACUGGGUGUUUUCUAGGCCAAUGAUGUGAAUUGCCAAAGGCGGGGGGGAAUCAGUCCAUUCUAAAAGAUCCAUUUGUCAUAACAGAAACUACUUCAGUCAGUCACUUGUCAGAUGUGACAUGGAUAAUUAAGCAUCAGAUAAUUAAGCAUCAGGAAGCAUGAAGCCUUCCUCAUUUAUGUGCCAGAACAGUUGGGGGGGCAGGGGUCACACCUUAAAUAGAAGAAAUUAGGAAGGAGACAAGAUGCUCAUUAUUGAACUGUUUUUGCUUUUAACUCAUGCAACAUCUUCUCAUGGGUAAGGCACUCUACAAAUCCAAACCAAGGUAGCCAUAAAAUCAAAAAAAAUUAACAUUUUACACACUGGAAAAUUAUUUAAAAAACUAAUUGGAUCCUAGUUUUCAAAAAAGAAAAAUCGAGGUCAUUAAAAAGUGUUAUUUUUUAUUCAUAUAUUACAAAAGCAAAGCUUCAUUCACAAUAUGAACUACAUACUAGAUAGAGUUAUUUCAGCAUUAAACUGCUUUCUGGAAUCCCUAAACAAUAGUGUGUUUUGCAACCAUACUCAAGUUUUAUGUUUUACAUACAAAAUACGUUCUUGACAUCAAAGUACAUAUUAACAAAACCAAGUUCUAGAAACCAUAUACCCUCUAAGACUAAUUAAUGAAAAGUCCUUAGCAGGGAAUUUUUUAAAAAAUAAUGCAUCCAUUUGAUAAAUAUUUUUGUAGAACUUAAAUGAGGUUUAUCUCUGAACAUUUUUUAGUAAUAUUCCCUUUGUCAAACAGUUCUGCAGAUGAAUGGCAAACACUUAUUUCUAAAAUGAAAUAGCACUGGAAAAUAUCCAGUGAAAUUUUUUCAAAGUAAAAGUCUAACCUUUACUUGAAUUUCAAGAAGUUGUAGCUACAUACUAUAUUCAUAAAAUCUGAAAUAAAAUUACUCCCUGUUAAUCUCUUCACAGUUUCUUAAAAAAAUAUUAGUGGAGAUAAAGUAUCUACCAACUUUAAAAAUCUAAACUUAUGUUCACUGAACAAAAAUAAAUUUAGUUUCAGAACAUUGCCUGUUAACAGCAAAGUAUUAUAAAUAGUGCAUGUUAAACUUUUCUGAACUCAUUUCUAUAAAAUAUUUGAUUAAAAAUAAAAUGGGAGAAACAUAUUCAAUACUUAAUAGAAGAUACUAACAUCUUUCCAAUACAGAAUUUAACUCACAAAAAAUUUAAAUAAAAUCCUAAAUAUUUUUAAAAAUACAAUACUAAGAAGGUUUCUAAGGUAGAUCUGCUUCAAAAACUUCAGUGCAUUUAGAAUUAACUACAGCUUUCAAGCAUCGAUACCUUUGGAAUACAACUGUGCUCUUUAGGUCCUAGGAAUUUUAAAAUUAUACAUUCUAGUUUGCAAUUGUGAAAAAAAAUCUGUUUGAACUAAAAUGUACUUUCAAAACGUCUCUCUUUAGUUGUCAGAAAAAAAAUGUAUUUGUCACUAUUUGGCCCAGAAUAUACAGUUAAUAGACUGGUUUUAACAUGAGAGUUCUUUUUUGUUUAAUGAAAACUUUCAUUUUCUAUUUUGUGGUAUUGCUUUUAUAUGAAGAAUAAAAUAGAAGAAAAAAAUAACCACAAAAGCUUCCAAAUGACAGCAACUUGUUUCUGACAAUAUAUACAUAUGAGGGCCAAGCUACACACUGGGAAAUGGCUGCACUAAAAGUGAUCUGAGCAGCGAGCGCUCCAAGCAACAGAGCAGAACAGGCUGCACACUUUACAUUCACAAGCCUCAGACUGACAAGAUUUGUUUGCAGAAACUCCUUGAUGCUGCUUUUUCAACAAUGCGAUGGAGAUUCGUUUAGAUUGGAUAUUAAACCACAGAACUCAUUUUAAUGGCUUUCUAGCAUUUGGAAGGGAGGGCAGAAGAUGCAUUAACUUGGCACUGGGGGGUUUUUGUGGACUUAUACCAUCAACAUUACCCUUUCACUUACUAUUAAGUGUAGAAGUCCUUCUUAGUUAUAAUGCUUAAUAGUUAGAAUACUUGCUUAAGAAGCCAAUUAGUAACUUUCAAGAUUUGAACCAAAUUAAAAAUAAAAAUUUUGCAAAGUACACAGAAACCAACAGUUAGUAACAAUAUAUUUUAUUGUUUGACCAAGCUGUCCUCAGAGUACGCUAGUUAUUACACAAAAACAGCCUCCUAGUCAAAACUAAUUACUGCGGAUUUAUACAGCAAGUUUUAUUUCUGUAAACAAAUUAAGUAUCAUGUUUAAAUUCAUUUUUAUAUCUAUUUCCACAUUUUUUUUAAUCCUCUUCUACUAAUGAUGAUUCAAUUCACAGUUUUAUAUAGUUUUCUUGCUGUACAUUAAAGACUGGUAAAACUGCAAAUAAGCAUUACAACUUGAAUUCACAGAAAAUAAAUGGCCAAUUCUGAAGAGGAGUCCAGAAUUCAUUUUGGACAUAUGUUCUCAUUUUUGUAAAUAUCACUUCACCAUCACACUUUCCCAUGUGUUUCUAUACCUACCUUUUCUUGAAAAUUAUGGGCAAUAAAUGGAUAGAAGGCAGGAAAAGGAAACUUCAGAUUUUGGCGGGAAGGACCGCAUUUCCUAGGAACAAGAUGGAUGACUUCCACUGUACCUCUUUGGUCAUCAAAGGAAUAGAAGGAAUAACAGAUCCUCAGUAUCGUUAUCAACCUCCCGUGUAACAUCAGAAUGAAGAUUUAAAUGAACAGUUCAGAUUAAAAGGAAAAAAGGCAUCUUCAUAGAUAAUCCUCUGAUAUUUCUAGCGUUCUCAUAUAUUUACCUGUAGUUUUUAAAAUAAAUUACAAGUAUAAUAAAAAGAAUCCAAUGGAAAAUUGCUGUGUUUAAACUACAAGUUGAAUAGGCAGGUAUUUUAAAUAUUAAACUCCAUUUUCAAUUUAAAGUCUUAAGUUUCAUUUCUUUUCAGAACUUUUACCUAUUUUUAUAACUUUAAUUUUAAAAGAAUUAAAUGUUUUUUAUUUUCCCUUAUGGAAAAAAGAAAGAUUUACUACACUGAAAUUGCUUUACUAUUAUCAGUUGAAAUUAAACUACUGAUUCAACUAAGCUAUGUUUACUAGAUAGUUUUUAAUUAAUGGCAAUUUUCAAGGCAAUUC